Messenger RNA from Thermothielavioides terrestris NRRL 8126, 1602 nucleotides. RefSeq lists its product as uncharacterized. Gene Ontology annotation, cellular component: cytoplasmic exosome (RNase complex); nuclear exosome (RNase complex). The record is from RefSeq and is a predicted model, not a curated record. The transcript has a single exon. Lineage: Eukaryota; Fungi; Ascomycota; Sordariomycetes; Sordariales; Chaetomiaceae. Bases 210 to 1346 code for a protein of 378 amino acids. Gene Ontology annotation, biological process: nuclear polyadenylation-dependent rRNA catabolic process; exonucleolytic trimming to generate mature 3'-end of 5.8S rRNA from tricistronic rRNA transcript (SSU-rRNA, 5.8S rRNA, LSU-rRNA); nuclear polyadenylation-dependent mRNA catabolic process.
CCCCAGCUGCAAGGCUGAUAAUACAGCAAAAGUUCCAUCCCACCACAAGCACUUCAAAUCUCCGCCGAUCGAGAACCACCAGCCGACCGUCAACUUGCACCCUCCAAUCGGGCCAGCAACGCCCUCAUCCGGCACCCCAACCGCAUUUUGGGCCCGGCCAGCAGCCGCACUUCCAUACAAGCAAACCUACCGACAGAGCAACCCGAAAAAUGACCACACCAACAUCAACAUCAACACCAACCCCCGCACCCACCCUCUCCUUCCCCCGCCCCGUCUUCGCCAAGCUCUCGCCGCACCCCUACCUCCUGCGCAGCCUCGCGCCUUCCUCGCCCGACCGCCCGCCAGUCCGCACCAACGGCCGCGCGCCGCACGAGGCCCGCGCCGUGCACGUCAACGCCUCCUCGCUCUCCCACGCCCACGGCAGCGCGCUCGUGCGCGCCGGCGACUCGACCGUCAUCUGCGGCGUGCGCGGCGAGCUGCUGCCGGUCGAGCGCAUCCCGCUGUUCCGGCCCCGCAACAGAAAAACCCUGCAUGGGGAUGAUGAAGAUGAUGCUGCCCAGCAAGAGGGUGGUAGAGGGAUCACGGGUUCGGGCACGGGCACCGGCCGGGGCGAGCUGCGCGACUACGACCUGCUCGUGCCCAACGUCGAGCUCGCGACCGGGUCGGCGCCCCAGUUCCUGCCGGGCGUGCCGCCGACCGCGCUGGCGCAGACGCUCGCCUCGCGCGUGUACUCGCUGCUGCAUGCCACGGGGCUGGUGCGGGCGGAGGACUUGAGGGUGUGGUACCGGCCUGGGGAGAAGGGAGGGCGGCGGGCAGGGGAGGAUGUUGAGAUGGGCGAGGCAGAGGAGGAGGACAAAGAAAAAGAGGAGGAGAGGGUGGUUGCCUACUGGGUGCUGUAUAUCGACUUGCUGUUUGUGUCGUUCGACGGGAACCCGUUCGAUGUGGCGUGGGCGGCGGUCGUGGCGGCGCUGAGGGAUACGCGGUUGCCCGUGGCGAGGUGGGACCCCGAUCGGGAGAUGGUCGUGUGCUCGCGGACGGAGAGGAGGAAGCUCGACGUGAGGGGUUUGCCCGUGGCCUGUAGUGCUGCGGUGUUCAUGGAGAAGGAGCAUCGCGAGGCUGCUGCGGGGGCCGGAGAGGGCAGGCAUUGGAUUCUGCUGGAUCCGGACCGGCUGGAGGAGAGUCUCUGCCAGGAGGUCAUCACGAUGGUGGUGGACUGCAGCGACGGGGAAACGAGGAUAAAGAGCAUCGAGAAGCUGGGCGGCACUGUGCUUGGGAGGGAGUUGAUUCGUGGCUUUGCGGGCGUUGCCGAGCGGCGAUGGAAGACGGUCAGGGAUGCCAUGCCCUGACGACUUGGGAGCCCCGUUGGGAGAACAGGACUAUUGUAGGGCAUUGAUACCCAGUGGGAAGGGGACCGGCCAGAAUGGCCACCGAACGGCCUCGCUCCUGUGGGACUGGACAGGAGGCCCCUGCUGUGCACAGGCCUGACAGUUGAGCGUUGCAACUUCGACAGCCGAGUAGCCGGGCAUCAUACAAAAGGGGUAGCUAGCCGCGUCAAGGCAAGAUGGCAGGUGAAUCCGGACUAUUCCGGGAUCGGCAUGUGAG